AUGCACUUUGUCACUAAGAAUUCAAAGCUCUUGUGUAAGAUUCAGUACUAUGGCGACACAGAGGAUGUACUGUCACUCGGUGCAGACGUGUUGCCGGAGUACAAGCUCCAAGCCCCUCGCAUCCACAAGUGGACAGUGUUGCACUACAGCCCCUUCAAGGCCGUGUGGGACUGGCUCAUCCUGCUGCUGGUCAUCUACACCGCCAUCCUGACCCCAUACUCAGCCGCAUUCCUCCUCAAUGACCAGGAAGAGGUUGCCAUGCAGAGUUGUGGUUACUCCUGCUCUCCUCUCAAUGUGGUGGACCUAAUGGUGGAUAUCAUGUUCAUCAUUGACAUCCUCAUCAACUUCAGGACAACUUAUGUGAACGCUAACGAUGAAGUGGUGAGUCACCCAGUGCGUAUUGCUGUCCACUACUUCAAAGGCUGGUUCCUCAUCGACAUGGUGGCCGCUAUUCCCUUUGACCUGCUCAUCUAUCGCAACGGAGAGGAGACCACCACUCUGAUUGGUCUGCUGAAAACUGCUCGCCUCCUGCGAUUGGUCCGUGUCGCCAGAAAGCUGGAUCGCUACUCGGAGUACGGCGCAGCUGUCCUGUUCCUCCUCAUGUGCACCUUCGCCCUCAUCGCUCACUGGCUGGCCUGCAUCUGGUAUGCCAUCGGUAGUGUGGAGAGAAAUGGUUCAAUUGGCUGGCUCCACACACUUGGGGACCAACUGGGAAAACACUACAAUGACUCCAUCCCAGGUACUGGACCUUCUAUCAAAGACAAGUACGUCACAGCUCUGUACUUCACCUUCAGCAGUCUGACCAGUGUGGGAUUUGGAAAUGUUUCCCCAAACACCAACUCUGAGAAGAUCUUCUCCAUCUGUGUCAUGCUCAUCGGAUCUCUGAUGUACGCCAGCAUCUUUGGGAAUGUGUCAGCCAUCAUCCAGCGGCUGUACUCUGGGACGGCCCGCUACCACACCCAGAUGCUCAGAGUCAGGGAGUUCAUCCGUUUCCACCAGAUCCCCAACCCGCUCAGGCAGAGGCUGGAGGAGUAUUUCCAACACGCCUGGUCCUACACCAAUGGCAUUGACAUGAAUGCUGUGCUGAAAGGUUUCCCUGAGUGUCUCCAGGCAGAUAUCUGCCUCCAUCUGAACCGGACCUUGCUGCAGAACUGUAAGGCUUUUAAAGGCUCCACCAAGGGCUGCCUCAGGGCGCUGGCCAUGAAGUUCAAGACCACCCACGCGCCUCCGGGUGACACGCUGGUCCACGCCGGGGACGUGCUCACUGCCCUCUACUUUAUAUCCAGGGGAUCCAUAGAGAUACUGAGAGGAGAUGUGGUGGUAGCCAUCUUGGGGAAAAAUGACAUCUUUGGCGAGCCCAUCAACCUGUAUUCCCGGCCGGGUAAAUCCAACGCUGAUGUGAGGGCUCUAACCUACUGUGACCUCCAUAAAAUCUUCAGAGAAGACGUUCUGGAGGUGCUGGACAUGUAUCCUGAGUUUGGAGACAACUUCUGGAACAACCUGGAAAUCACCUUCAACCUCCGGGAUACCAACAUGAUCCCAGGCUCUCCAAGCAGUGGUGACUCAAACUGCGGGGGAUUCAACAAAUUACGGAGACGCAAAUUAUCAUUCCGACGACGUACAGAAAAAGAUGAUGCAGAUGCCGGAGAAAUUAAAAAGUCCCAUAAGUCUGUGAGACGAAGACAUAGGGAGGCAGCUAACCAUAAACAGGAGGAGGCGCCUAAGAGGAAGUGGGAGGCACAUCGGAGCUCAGUGUCGUCUCACUCCAGUGGCGAUGAGGGGGAGGAGUCUGUUGUGACGGGCCUCGCCCCUCCUCCUGAAGUUCUGGGUAACCCACAGGCUCAGGCCACGCCCAUGAACUUUAAAGAGAACUCUGAGGCCGAUGGAGACCCCAAGACUGGGAACACCUGCAAUGCCCUGUCAGGUGCUUUCUCAGGCGUGUCUAACAUCUUCAGUUUCUGGGGGGAGAGUCGGGGAGGCGGUCAAUACCAAGAGGUUCCCAGCUGUAGCCUGGCCUCCCCGCCGCCGCUCAACACGCCGAUACACAGCCUGAGCCGCCAGCAACGCAACCAGUUGGACACACGACUGGACCUGCUGCAGAAACAACUCAACAG
Molecule: messenger RNA, 2114 nt
Organism: Paralichthys olivaceus (Japanese flounder)
Lineage: Eukaryota; Metazoa; Chordata; Actinopteri; Pleuronectiformes; Paralichthyidae
Source: RefSeq, a predicted model, not a curated record